GACGCCCUUGGCCGCCUAGCCCUGCUCAGCCGAACCCCGCACGGCCGCUGCGCGGGGGAGGAAAGUGCACGCCGGGGAAAUCGGAGCGGGAGUCGCCAUGGAGCGCGGCCGUGCCGCUAGCAGCCCACGCAGCGCGGAGUCCGCCCCGCCGCCCGCCGCCGCCCGCGACUGGAGCCCAGGACCGACCGGGACCGGGCCAACAGGCCUCAGCGGGGUCGCGGCGCGCUCCGGGGGUGGCCGUCCAGCCGCCGCGAACGCCGCGCGGGAGCGCAGCCGUGUGCAAACCCUGCGACACGCCUUCCUGGAGCUGCAGCGCACGCUGCCGUCGGUGCCGCCAGACACCAAGCUGUCCAAGCUGGACGUGCUGCUGCUGGCCACCACCUACAUCGCCCACCUCACCCGCAGCCUGCAGGACGACACCGACGCGCCGGGAGACCCCGGUCUGGGCGCCUUGCGAGGCGACGGCUAUCUGCACCCAGUUAAGAAGUGGCCCAUGCGAUCAAGACUGUAUAUCGGUGCAACUGGCCAGUUUCUGAAACAUUCUGUCUCUGGAGAAAAGGCAAGCCAUAGCAACACUUCAACGGCCUCACAGCCGUAGGUGUGUGGUGGGGUCUGGCAGAGCGGUGGCUAUUGUUUUUAAAGACUGUGAAAUAAUUGUACUUAUUGCAUUGGACCUAACAAACACUGUUUCUGAAAGUUUACAUUGGAACCUGUAGUGGAAUAUCAAAAUCUGUAUAAAUAAAUGUGGAAUAGAAU
Molecule: messenger RNA, 756 nt
Organism: Mus caroli (Ryukyu mouse)
Lineage: Eukaryota; Metazoa; Chordata; Mammalia; Rodentia; Muridae
Gene: Tcf24
Product: transcription factor 24
Biological process (GO): developmental process; regulation of transcription by RNA polymerase II
Molecular function (GO): RNA polymerase II transcription regulatory region sequence-specific DNA binding; protein dimerization activity; DNA-binding transcription factor activity, RNA polymerase II-specific
Source: RefSeq, a predicted model, not a curated record